Messenger RNA from Sapajus apella (tufted capuchin), 1413 nucleotides. Its product is annotated as protein ARMCX6-like. Gene Ontology annotation, cellular component: mitochondrion. The transcript has a single exon. The record is from RefSeq and is a predicted model, not a curated record. The coding region runs from base 159 to 815 and encodes 218 amino acids. Lineage: Eukaryota; Metazoa; Chordata; Mammalia; Primates; Cebidae.
ACACAGUGUUCAUCUACUUAUCAGAAGAAGGUUCAAGAAAGUAAGAAAAGCAAAAAGAGUGGGGGAGUUGCAGACAGAGGAGAAAACUGGUAAGAGCCCUGAUCUGCAGUCAAGAGUUGAGGAUAAGCCAAGCCCUAAGGAUUAGCCUGCCAAUAAUCAUGGACAGUAAGGACUCACAGCCUCCCCAAAAGCAAAUCAUCCAAAUAAAAAUGAAUCACCUAUUCCCCAAUGAAAAUAAAAAUUUUUCUGGGUAUGCUCAAAACUGUAAAAAUGGCAGUUGUGUUCUUGACCUCUCCAAGUGUCUUUUCAUUCAGGGAAAACUGUUGUUUGCCGAGACCAAAGAGGAGGUAUUUCCAUUUAGCCAGAAUAUCAACAGCCAUUUGGCCAGCCUCUCAAUGCUCAGACACACGAUCCCCACUCCAGACCCGGCAGCUAGAGAGGCUUUGUGUGCCCCAGAUAACUUAAAUGCGAGUAUUGAAAGUCAGGGCCAGAUUAAGAUGUACAUCAAUGGAGUGUGUCGGGAGACUGUGUCACGUUGCUGCAACUCAUUUCUGCAGCAGGCUGGAUUAAAUUUGUUAAUAAGCAUGACAGUUAUUAAUAACAUGCUUGCCAAGUCCGUUUCAGACUUGAAGUUUCCUUUGAUAUCAGAGGAAAGUGGAUGUGCUAAGGUUCAGGUUUUGAAACUGCUGACGGGUUUGUCUGAAAAGCCAGUCUUGGCGGGGGAGUUAGUCGGUGCCCAGAUGCUCUUCUCAUUCAUGUCCCUCUUUAUCAGAAAUGGAAACAGAGAGAUUCUCCUGGAAACCCCUGCCCCAUAAAGGGCCCUCUCGAACACACUGGGACCGAUUCCACUCAAAACGCGCUUGGUUUGCAGAUGUCAAAGAAUCUGCAGAGGGUGUCACUGAAGAUCCAGCCUUAGCCAAUCACCGCCUCAUUGGGUGAAAGUUCCAGCGCUCAAUCCAGGACCACGCUCUUAUUGGCCAGGCAGGGGCUCCCACCGAGCUUUGAGUAACUUCUUGGUUGUGCAGGCUGCAGGCAAUGUUGGCAUUGUAAAUUCCUCCCUGGCAGCCUCCUUCACGAGGUGAGGGGAUCACUUCGGCUGCCUGCUGUGGACAAAGAACAUCAAAUUACAGCAUCACGAGUGCUAUUGUUGCCUGUGGUGGUCUCCCUGCCCAAGUGGGACCGCUUUGCAGAGACCAGACGCGUAUCGCAGCUUGAGCUGAAAAUGCAUUUGUUGCAGCUUAGGUUGAAUUAUUUUUCGUUUACCCUUUCUUCUACACGCGCCUGAUGGUUGGUGAACCUAAUCAUCAAAAAAGUGUACUGCUCUUCUGUCUAUUGUACUGACUUAACCUCUUCCACCCAAGCCGGCAUCUGUGUGUAUCAUCAAUAAAGUUGUGUGCUUUGAUUGGCAGAAAA